Thlaspi arvense is the source of this 1195-nucleotide messenger RNA. The record is from the annotation of a GenBank genome assembly. Lineage: Eukaryota; Viridiplantae; Streptophyta; Magnoliopsida; Brassicales; Brassicaceae.
CCUAUACAGAUAGUUUCUUCUUCCACAAGAAACAAUAACCUAACCAUAUAUUAUGUUAUGUUUUAAUUGCUAAUCUCUCACUACAUUUCUUGGGGUUAAAUAUGGCUCAUAUUGAUGGGCAAGUUGGAUAUAGCGAGGAAUUCUUCGAGAAUUCACGGGGAAUACAGCUCUUAACCUGCAAAUGGUUUCCAGUGAAUCAGGAACCAAGAGCUCUCAUCUUCUUUUGCCAUGGCUAUGCAAUUGAUUGUAGCACCACAUUUAAAGAUGUUGCAUCUAAGUUUGCAAAAGAAGGUUUUGGUGUGUAUGGAAUUGAGUAUGAAGGGCAUGGAAGAUCAGGCGGCCUCUCUGCCUACAUUGAUAACUUCGAUCUUCUCAUCAAUGAUGUCUCUUCACAUUUCUCCAAAAUAUCUGAGAUGGGAGAGAACACAAAGAAGAAGAAGUUUUUGAUGGGAGAGUCGAUGGGAGGAGCCGUAGUUCUUCUCUUGCACCGCAAGAAACCUGAGUUUUGGGAUGGAGGAAUCCUUAUAGCUCCAAUGUGUAAGAUUGCUGAAGAGAUGAAACCACCAAAGAUGGUUAUAUCUCUGAUGAGUUUGGUCACACAUCUGAUCCCAUCAUGGAAGUCGUUAGUUUCGGGACCUGAUAUCAUCAAUCUCGCGAUUAAACUUCCUCAAAAGAGACAAGAGAUAAGAGACAAUCCAAAUUGCUACAAUGGGAGGCCUCGUAUGAAGACCAUGAGCGAGCUUUAUAGAAUCAGCCUCGACCUAGAGUAUCGAUUGAAAGAUGUGACAUUGCCUUUCAUAGUAUUGCACGGAGAAGAUGAUAAAGUGACGAAUAAAGGAGCUAGCAAACUGCUAUACGAGGUGGCUUCAUCUAAUGACAAGACUUUGAAGUUGUAUCCAGAAAUGUGGCAUAGCCUUCUUUUCGGGGAGCCUUUGGAGAAAUCAGAAAUAGUGUUCAAUGACAUUGUGCAAUGGAUGGAGACAAGAAUCACUACUCUUCAAGUGAAAGCUUUUAACAACAAUUAAGCCACAUCUCAAAUCUGAUUUACUCUUAUUCGGUUUUGCUUUAAGUGAAACAUAUUUUUUUUUUCAUCUUCUUAAUGUUUUAAGUAAAGAAUUAACAAAAUUGGAUGAUUUGAGACGUUGUAUGGUUGUAUUAGUAUAACUAACUGAGAGAGUCCCACACUGGAGUGGAC